AUGCCCUCGCAGCGGGACCUAGCCACGCCAUGGCAGCGGCUCCGCUCGCGCGUGUUCCGCGUGCAGGAGGUCAGCACGCUCUUCGCCAGCUCAGAUGCUGCUGGAGUUGACACGUGGCACUCGCCGCGAUCCCCGGAUCGCAAGUCGACGGUUAAGGACAGGGACGGUAGGACUGGGGAAGCGGAGAGCGCGGAGGCGGCGGAAUGGGGUGGCGGGGGUGGUGGAGAAGCGACGCUGAAGCGGUCGCUAGGAUGGGCGGACACGAUCUCGCUGGGGGUCGCCAGCAUCAUUGGCGCGGGUCCGUGCAUCACCGUACAGCACCGUGAAGCACCCUUCCUCAACUCCCCAUAUUUCCUUUCCCAUUCCUCUCGCUAUUGUCACCUGCUCCCCCCCAUCUCGCCCCCCUGCGCUACUACAAUCACAGGCGUGUUUGUCAUCACAGGGGUAGCGGCUCGAGACCAUGCCGGCCCCUCUGUCAUCCUCUCCUACCUCCUCUCUGCCACGUCAGCACUCCUCUCCGCCCUGUGCUACACGGAGUUUGCCGUCCACCUGCCUGUAGCGGGCGGCGCCUUCUCCUACCUCAUGGUCACGCUAGGCGAGCUCCCAGCCUUUAUCACAGUAGCGAAUCUCCUUAUGGAGUACAUUCUCUCCAACGCCGCUGCUGCCCGCGGCCUCUCCGCCUACUUCGCAGGGUUCCUCGGGCAGGACCCGGAAUUCUUCCGGCUGCCCGUGCCAGCAUGGGGAAUCACCCUGGAUUUCGUUGCACUGGGGCUCAUCCUGUCUCUGUCCGUGCUGGUGGCAUACGGCACCCAGGAAUCGUCCUACUUCAACUUCCUUGCUUCCGGUCUCAGCAUGCUCGCCAUUGUCAUCAUCAUCGUUGCUGGCUUCACAGCAGGCAGCCUCGAAAACAUCACUGCCUCCUUCGCUCCGUUCGGCAUGCAAGGCAUGCUGGAUGCAGCAGCGCUUGUCUACUUCUGUUUUAUCGGCUUCGACGCGGUUACCACACUCGCAGAAGAAGUCGCGAAUCCGGCCGUUGAUCUUCCGAUAGGGAUUGUGGGAUCGGUGGCUGUGGUGGCUGUGAUCUACGGCUUCAUGGCGCUCUCUCUCUGCCUCCUCGUGCCCUACCCUCAGAUCGACGCCGACGCUCCCUUCUCCUCUGCAUUGCGCCAGCUGGCGGGGUGGGGUUGGGCGGCAGGCGUGGUGGCAGCAGGAGCGCUGCUAGCCAUAGUGACUGCGGUGCUGGUGGGGCUAAUGGGUCAGGCUCGGAUCGUGCUGGUUGUGGCUCGGGCCGAGCUUCUGCCGAAGCAGUUUGCUUCGGUGUCACCUGUGACGCGCACGCCUCUCUUUGCGACAGCUGUCCUUGGUGUGGCGACAGGUGUGAUGGCGCUACUGGUGGAUUUAGAGACGCUAGCGAGCAUGGUGUCCAUCGGCACGCUGCUCAUCUUCCUCAUGGUCGCCCUCGCCCUCCUGCUGCACCGCUACCACCCCCGCGUCACCCUGCCGGCCCCACUCGGCCCCACACCUGUCGCUGCCUGUGCUGCUGAUGGCGCUGCUGCGCAUGCAGCAGCACCAGAAGGAGCAGGAGAGGAGAUAGGCACAACAGAAUCGACAGCAGCAGGAGACGAUGGAGUGCCUUUGAUGGCAAAUGAAUUUCACUCCCGACCUUAUGAGGCCAACCCACCUGCUGUGCUGUCUCCGCGAAAACAUCAAGUGCAAGCUGCGCAGCAGCAGAACGAGAAUGGACGACCCACUGAGGGAAAGCUUAAGAGACGCCAAAGACAGAAGCAGGGCGGUGGGGAGGGCAUGGGGGUGGUGUUGAUGCAUCUGGGUGUGAUUGUGGCAGGGGCAGCAGGCGUGGCAGUGGCGUUCAGAGUGCUCCCCGGCCACACUGCACCCGCACUGCUCUCCGCCGCCCUCUGGGCUGCUGCGACCGCCUCCCUUGCCGUGCGUCCCUCUGCUCUCAGUCCAUCUGUUUGCACCACGCAUGGCACUCUAUUUCUCAUGACAGCUGUUCCCCCCCCUUUCUACCUUACCCUUCACUCCCACUCACUCCCCUUCUUCUGCCUCUCCCUACUGGUGCAGGCACGUGGUUCUGCCUCUCCCUACUGGUGCAGGCACGUGGUGGCUUUAAAUACUCUCUCAGAGCCCUUUUGCCUCAUCCCCUUCAAACUCUUCCUUGUCUGUUGGCCUCGUCCUACUCACUCUUCUCCCCAACAUCUCCCCCCAUUCCCCCCCAACUCUCCCCCCACUUUCCCUCUUUCCUUUCCACAUUUCCCCCUUAAUUCCAUCCCACAUUCCAUCGCCCCCCAGUGCUGCAGGGAAGCAGAGGCCACGCGGGUGUUUUCAGUGCCGCUGUGCCCGUGGCUGCCCUCCGCCUCCAUCCUCGUCAACACGGUGCUCCUCGCCUCCCUCGACACCUCCGCCUUCAUCCGCUUUAUAGUCUGGUCCGCUAUAGUCACAAUUGGGUAUGUGCUAAUGGUGCUGCUAUCCCGUGAACCUAAGGGAGAGUACAGGGGGAAUAAGGGAGAGCAUGGGAGUACAACGGCAGCAUCAGCACUGUCCCCUGCAGCAGAGAGCAAGGCAGAUGACACAGGGGAUGUAGAGUUGACUCCUCUGGUUACCCAUGCGCAAACAUGA
Messenger RNA from Closterium sp. Naga37s-1, 2637 nucleotides. The record is from the annotation of a GenBank genome assembly. Lineage: Eukaryota; Viridiplantae; Streptophyta; Zygnematophyceae; Desmidiales; Closteriaceae.